Metarhizium brunneum ARSEF 3297 is the source of this 1611-nucleotide messenger RNA. RefSeq lists its product as uncharacterized. NCBI's taxonomy places the organism in Eukaryota, Fungi, Ascomycota, Sordariomycetes, Hypocreales, Clavicipitaceae. The record is from RefSeq and is a predicted model, not a curated record.
AUGGCCCAGACGGAGAAUGAGGACGACGAGCACUCUGGGACGGAAACCACAAACUUCACCUUUGUCACUAGCCAGGGCCAACAUGGCGUCCGCAGUCAUGCCAUGCGCGAGUACUGGAAACAGCGGCGGCGCAAGCUGAGCGAAAAGAAGGCCAACGAGGCAGGACACAAGCCAUACCUACCUAUCCGGCCGCGGAAGAAAAACUCUGGCCACGUUGCUGGCGCUUCUCCAUCACGGUCGCAGUCGCAGUCGCAGUCGCGGUCGCGGUCGCAGUCGUCCUCUGCCUCGCCUGGCCAUUCCAGCCCGCCAUCAAGAACGAAGCGCAGCCCUUCAGGCCCGCGGUCCAAGGCGAAGCAACCGUCCGUGGCCCUCGGCAGCAUUCAGUCUCAGGCUCUAUCUGGAAUGAAUCGUGCCCUGGGGUCCAGUCGGUUGGAUCCGUUUGACAAGUUUCCUGUCAAAUUAACAGCCCAGCAUCACCGGCUCCUUCACCAUUGGCUGAGCAAGUAUGCUACCAUGAUGUUUAAUGACCUGCCGCGAAGUUUCAACCCAAUGCGCGACGUCUGGCUACCCCUAGACUUGUCCAACGCAGCAUCGUUUAAUGCCGUAAUGGCCCAUUCAGCUGCCCAUCUUGCUCGAAUGCAAGGAUUCCGAACCUCUGCAGAGGCAUUGAAGUUCAAGGCAGAGGCGAUGAGAAUCGUCUCCGUCUGGAUGAAGGACAAGCACCUCGCUCUGAGCGACGAGGUCUUUGCGGCCGUGCUGCGGCUCCUGACGUACGAGCGAUAUUGGGGCACUGAAGCAGAGUGGAGGAUCCACCGCGACGGAUUGCAGCGCAUGAUCGCCGCCCGAGGCGGACUUGCGGCUCUACAGAGCAACUGGCGACUGGGAUUGGUUGCUUCGCUUAUAAGUCUCAUGGCCAAGCCAUCGUGGUUUGACACCUCUAACCAAAUCAAGGAGAUCUGGAACCCGUCGUUGUCGGCUGCACUACAGCCUAUUUUGAACGACAGCACUAGUCUUCAUCGUAUUCGGUGCUUGUGGCUUCUAUCCUUCGUUCAAGAUAUAGGCAACUUUAUGAGCAGUCCGUCGAACAAGAAUGGCUUGACCAACAGAACCUGCAUACAGAACGCAGUCGUCCUGAUCCAAACGGAUAUGCGGCAACACGAGUCCAAAAAUUCCCGUUUCGAAGACUGCCAAGAGGGAGAGUACAGACGCCUGGCUUGUCUUUUCUUCAUCUCUGUCAUAUUGCAAGCCUCCAUGAGCAGGGACACGGAUACAAACAUCAGCCAAAGGUCUAGCGAACCUGAGCUCAUGCACUCGGACGACGUGGCCUCGUUGGAGAAGCAUCUUGACGAAUAUAGAGACUUUUGGCACAAUUCGACACAACGCCUUUACACUUGUUUGUUCCAAACGUUUGCUGUGCAGUCAGCUAGAGCCUCCAAAACAGACUACGCCCUAAACAUGGCUAAUGUUCUUGGGUCAAUGAGCAGUGAGGCUCGGCAUGGGGUGGAGAGGACUCUAAUUCAUUUAUUGUGCCAGGAUUCGACCGACUCGAGAGAAAUCUAUGAGCCUGAAUGGACACCGGAUACUUUAUUAUCAACCCUUCACGGCGCUUGA